AUUGCUUUUAUCUUCCUGUGUUACUGAGGAAAACAAUUACAAAUAACUGCUCUUCUGACAAGAUAUCUGUUCAAUUAAAAAAUACCCUUUUGUGCAUUCUCUCAAAGCUGCCAACAUGAACUACUGUAGCGGAUUCUUCUUCUCUCCUUGGGAUUGUGCCAAGAGAAAUGUUUUCCUGAUUGCCUCCAUCUCUUUUACAGCAAUAUGUUUGAUUUCCUAUCUUGUGAAUUCUGAUUGCCUUGCUCUCAUAGCUCAAAGUAAAGGUCAGAACAAUCAUGACAUAGAAGAAAAAGACAUACUUUUUACCAAAAGGUAUGAUAAUCUUCAGAUGGAAAGUGAAAAUAUUUUACAUAAAAACAUUAUUUCAAGUUUCAAGAAAUUCUUAUGGAAAGAAAGUGGAAAACUACCAGCUGAAAAUGAGAAAUUUGAGAAUAAAACCAGAUCCACCUCAAGAUGGCCAUUUAAAUUCAUUAUUAAUGAAGAAGAGAAGUGUAAAGAUAAAACACCUUUCUUGGUAUUAUUAAUAGCUACUACAGCUGCUGAAAUUCAGCACAGAAGUUCCAUCAGAAGAACCUGGGGAAAUGAAUCUGUGGUUCACGGAGUUGAAGUUGUUCGGUUGUUUAUGCUGGGCAUUGAGAGCAAGGGUCCAAAUGCGGUCCUACUGAGAGAAAGCGAGCAAUAUCAUGAUAUUAUUCAGCAGGACUUCAUGGACACUUACCAUAACUUAACUCUUAAAACUUUGAUGGGCAUGAAGUGGGUUGCCUCUUACUGCAGUGGCACAAGCUUUGUCAUGAAGACAGACAGCGAUGUUUUUGUUAAUACAAUAUACCUGAUAGAAAAGCUCCUCAGGUCUCUUUCACCUCCUCCACAAAAUUAUUUCACAGGUUGUCUUAUGAAAGGGCAUAAGCCUAUUCGGGAUAAAAACAGUAAAUGGUACAUAUCAGAAGAAGAGUACCCGGGUGACAAAUACCAUCCUUUUUGUUCAGGAACUGGCUACGUCUUUUCUGGGGACCUGGCUUCAAAAAUUGUCAGUGCUUCUGUAAUGAUAAAAUAUAUACAUUUGGAAGAUGUUUAUGUAGGGCUCUGUCUUAAUGCAAAGGGAAUACAGAUAGUACCUCCACCUAGUCCUUCACUUUUUAACAUAUACAAGGUUCCAUUUUCUCCUUGUCUGUACAACAGUAUAAUUACUUCUCAUCACAUUGGGACAUAUGAGCACAUACACUAUUGGGAAACACUGCAGAAGAACCGCCACGCAUGUCAGACAGGAGGGAAAGGCCCAUAGCAGAGAAUCCUUCCUUUCUUUGACAAUGGACAAAACAACAGGUGUUUUCAUAGAAACAGGGCACCUAUGCAGUGUUAACUUUCAAGGUUCAGGAACAUUCUGAAUCAGGGGUAUGGGGUUUAUUUUAAGUUCAAAGCAUUUUUCUUCCAUAAAACAGGGUUUCUCUGUUGAAUGAAUACUGCUUGGUACCUUGCUUUGUUUUGGAUGAAGCACAAUUAAUUCUUAUACUGUUUUAAAACAUGCCAAGAGAUCAUAUCAACUACACUGAAGCAAAAGCAAUGAAGAUGCAAUGAAACUUAAUUUUUCUUGAAUGGGUAAUAAUGAGUUAAUAUGUUAAUUUUAUAUUGGUCAGAUGUGAUUAGUCUACAUAACAUUACAUUUACUCAGGUGGCAUUUCAAAAUGACUGAAGAAGAUGCAUACAUGAUAUCCUGUGCUGGUGAAUUAGUGAUAGAAAUAUAGAUGGAAACUGCUUUUUUUUUUUUUUUUUUUUUUUUUUUUUUUUUUUUUUUUUUUCAGAAAAUCUAAUACUAGCAUUUGCCAGAUCUCUGUUAGUGCAUGUAGCUACUGUUACUCUUUGUAGUCAUAUAUACAAAGAACAUGUCACAUACAAGAUACCACUUUGUUGCUAUUAGUAUGCAGAUAUAGCAAAUGAGGAAAAUUAAAUGCUGAGUGUUUUGAUA
Messenger RNA from Tyto alba (common barn owl), 1963 nucleotides. Its product is annotated as beta-1,3-galactosyltransferase 2-like. The transcript has a single exon. Lineage: Eukaryota; Metazoa; Chordata; Aves; Strigiformes; Tytonidae. The record is from RefSeq and is a predicted model, not a curated record. Gene Ontology annotation, cellular component: membrane. Gene Ontology annotation, molecular function: N-acetyl-beta-D-glucosaminide beta-(1,3)-galactosyltransferase activity. The coding region runs from base 116 to 1282 and encodes 388 amino acids.